AUGACAUUACUGCAGAGCCAGUGCACCAACAUACAUCAACAUCUCCAGCAGAAACUGCUGAGGGGGAUUGAAAAGUUGGAUAUCCAGCUAAACCGCGACCUUAAGGCUCUGGAUGGCUUCCUCAUUGUGCUGUCUGAAGAUGGAGACAUCAUUUAUCUCUCUGAAAAUGUCAACAAAUGCCUCGGGCUGUCACAGGUAGUUAAAUUUAACCUGCUGUUUAUCAGCAUGGAAGGUGAGUCAGAAAUGCAUCAGCCAACCACUGCCGGCAUCUCUCCCCAGGUUCUCCACUGCUCAGGUCAUGUUCGUGUGUAUGACACCAAAACUGAAGAGACCUCUAACGGACUCAAGGAGCCACCUGUCCCCUACCUGGUUUUGAUCUGUGACCCCGUCCCCCACCCCUCCAACAUCGAGGUCCCCCUGGACACCAAGACCUUUCUCAGCCGCCACACGAUGGAUAUGAAGUUCACGUAUUGUGAUGAGAGGAUCACUGAGCUCAUGGGUUAUGAUCCAGAGGACCUUUUGAAUCGUUCUGUGUACGAGUACUAUCACGCUAUGGACUCUGACCAUCUCACCAAGUCUCACCAUAACUGUGAGUAUGAAUCUUACAAGUUUUUUUUAACAAAUUCCAUUGUGGAGGUGGAAGAGCAGGUGGAAGUGGAGGAGGCAGCAGAGAAAGGCCCAGACCUGGAUGUGAUCAAACUCUUCACCCAGGCGUCCAAGGCUCGGCCACUGGCGAGCCUGUACGACCAGCUGAAGGAAAAGCCUGAGGCCCUCACCCUGCUGGCCCCGGCUGCUGGAGACACAAUCAUCUCUCUGGACUUUAGCUGCCCUGAUUCAGAGAUGCAGCUGCUUAAGGACGCCCCUCUCUACAACGACGUCAUGCUUCCCUCCUCAAGUGAGAAGCUGGCUCUGCCUCUCUCCCCCCUGCCACCCAGCGAGCCUCUCAACACCAGAGGAGGAUUCAAAAGUGAGGAAUCUAAAGCGGAGAGCUAUCCUCCAGCUCCGUCCACUACAAUAACCUGCCACAGCUCCUCAGAGGCUGACAGUCCUAUGGACUUCUGUUUCCCUAUGGACUCAGAUAUGAGCUCAGACUUCAAACUAGACUUGGUGGAGAAGCUUUUUGCCAUUGACACAGAGCCCAAGACUCCCUUCAACACACAGGCGAUGGAAGACUUGGAUCUGGAGAUGUUAGCGCCCUACAUCCCCAUGGACGAUGACUACCAGCUGCGCAGUCUGACCCUAGAUGAGCCUCUGACAAGUGGACAGGUCAAAUCCCUCAAGAGUUCUCCAGUCCAAGUCACACAGCAAGUCGACAGCUACCCCAGCUCCCCAUUCAGUGGAGUAGGAAGUAGCACAAGUUCCCCGGCACCACUUGAGCCUGUAAUUGUUGCUCAUCUCGCCACCAUCAUCGCUAAGAGGUAAAGUCUCUGAA
Pleuronectes platessa (European plaice) is the source of this 1432-nucleotide messenger RNA. RefSeq names its product hypoxia-inducible factor 1-alpha-like. Gene Ontology annotation, biological process: cellular response to hypoxia; regulation of transcription by RNA polymerase II. The transcript is spliced from 8 exons. Lineage: Eukaryota; Metazoa; Chordata; Actinopteri; Pleuronectiformes; Pleuronectidae. The coding region runs from base 1 to 1422 and encodes 473 amino acids. The record is from RefSeq and is a predicted model, not a curated record. Gene Ontology annotation, molecular function: RNA polymerase II transcription regulatory region sequence-specific DNA binding; DNA-binding transcription factor activity, RNA polymerase II-specific.